This is a messenger RNA of Sinocyclocheilus rhinocerous, 2161 nucleotides long. RefSeq names its product ATPase family AAA domain containing 3A. The transcript has 16 exons. Gene Ontology annotation, biological process: mitochondrion organization. Gene Ontology annotation, cellular component: mitochondrion. Gene Ontology annotation, molecular function: zinc ion binding; ATP hydrolysis activity; ATP binding. Lineage: Eukaryota; Metazoa; Chordata; Actinopteri; Cypriniformes; Cyprinidae. The record is from RefSeq and is a predicted model, not a curated record. Bases 113 to 1960 code for a protein of 615 amino acids.
UCAGGAGCAGUGCGCAUGCGCAGAGCGCGGCGUGACACUCGUGGAGUGGAAGUGUGUGAUCGGUGAUCCCGGCGGGUUCAUCAGUGUGUGGGAGCGUGUCUGUCGGCGGAUCAUGUCGUGGCUCUUCGGGCUCAAUAAAGGUCAGAGCGGCGCUCCGCCGGACGCUCCGGUUCCGCCCGCUCCUCCUCCUCCUCCCGCCGGGGGCUCCGGUUCCGGUUCGGGCGACAGACCCAAGGACAAAUGGAGCAACUUCGACCCGACGGGGCUGGAGCGCGCGGCGCAGGCGGCCAAAGAGCUGGACCGAUCGCGUCACGCCAAAGAUGCGCUGGAUCUGGCGCGCAUGCAGGAGCAGACCGUUCAGCUGGAGCACCAGACCAGAAUCAAGGAGUACGAGGCAGCGGUGGAGCAGCUGAAGGGCGAUCAGAUCCGCAUCCAGGCAGAUGAGCGCAGGAAGACUCUGAACGAGGAGACCAAACAGCACCAGUCGAGGGCGCAGUAUCAGGACAAGCUGGCACGGCAGCGGUAUGACGAGCAGCUCCGGCAGCAGCAACUGUUGAACGAGGAGAACCUGCGCAAACAGGAAGAGUCUGUGCAGAAGCAGGAAGCCAUGAGGAGAGCGACCGUCGAGCAUGAGAUGGAGCUGCGGCACAAGAACGAGAUGCUGCGUGUGGAGGCGGAGUCUAAAGCUCGCGCACGCGUGGAGAGAGAAAAUGCUGACAUCAUCCGCGAGCAGAUCCGACUGAAGGCGGCCGAGCACCGACAGACCGUCCUCGAGUCCAUACGGACGGCGGGCGCCGUGUUCGGUGAAGGUUUCCGUGCGUUUAUAUCGGACUGGGAUAAAGUGACGGCGACGGUGGCGGGACUUUCUCUGCUGGCGGUGGGUGUUUAUUCCGCGCGUAACGCAACCGCUGUGGCCGGACGAUACAUCGAGGCGCGGCUAGGAAAACCUUCGCUAGUGCGAGAAACCUCACGAUUCACUGUGGUGGAAGCCCUCAAACACCCCAUCAAGAUGGCGAAGCGCUUGAAGAGCAAGCCGCAGGACGCGCUGGAGGGAGUCGUGCUCUGCCCGACGCUGGAGGAGCGCGUGCGCGACAUCGCCAUAGCGACGAGGAACACGCGACAGAACCGCGGGCUGUACCGGAACAUCCUGAUGUACGGGCCGCCGGGGACGGGGAAGACGCUCUUCGCUAAGAAGCUGGCGAUGCAUUCUGGGAUGGAUUAUGCCAUCAUGACGGGAGGAGACGUGGCGCCGAUGGGCCGAGACGGAGUGACAGCGAUGCACAAGGUGUUCGACUGGGCCGGAACCAGCGGCCGCGGGCUGCUGCUGUUUGUGGAUGAAGCCGAUGCAUUCCUGCGCAAGAGAUCCUCCGAGCGGAUCAGCGAGGAUCUGCGCGCGACUCUGAACGCAUUCCUGUACCGCACCGGAGAACAGAGCAAAAAGUUCAUGCUAGUUCUGGCCAGUAAUCAGCCCGAGCAGUUUGAUUGGGCCAUAAACGACCGGAUCGACGAGAUUGUAAACUUCAUGCUGCCGGGACUCGAGGAGAGAGAGAGACUCGUACGACUGUACUUCGAUAGAUACGUGCUGGAGCCGGCUACUGGAGGACGCCAGAGGCUGAAGCUGGCUCAGUUCGAUUAUGGGCUGAAGUGUUCGGAGAUUGCGAAGCGUGUGGAGGGAAUGUCCGGGCGAGAAAUCUCCAAACUCGCAGUCGCCUGGCAGGCGGCGGCGUACUCCUCCGAGGAUGGUGUACUGACCGAGGCCAUGAUCGACGCGCGGGUGGAUGACGCCGUGAGACAGCACCGGCAGAAGAUGGACUGGCUUCAUGGAGAAGGGGUUCUGGAUAACGAGGGCCGGCCGUUUCCCGCCAAAGGCUCCGCGCCGCCACUCAAAGCACAGGAAGUGCUCCGCCCUCUACAGGAAGUGCCAUCAGACCAGAGCAAACCCGACGGGACUCCGGUUUAACGCUCGUGUGGAGUCUCUUCAUGUGUCAGUGGAACGAUUAAAGCUGCAGUUCGUCUGUCUGGUGUGUGUUUGUGCCGAUGUUUACAUGAUCAGGAGUCUGUAACAUUAAUAUUCAUUGUUAAUAAUCGCUGAGAGACUGGAAACUGGUCCACAUGAAAUCAAUGGAAACUGUUAAAUGACAGUAAAGCCAUUUUCAUUUCU